GCCAAAUAGCCGAAAAGAUGCCAGAAGGUUGGGCCACUGGAAAAUCUGACAGCGGUUGGAUGACAGGCAAGCUGUUUUAUGAAUACAUUGCUAAUGUGUUCUACAAAUGGCUACUCAAGAGAAACAUAGAAUUCCCUGUGGUUCUGUACCUUGAUGGGCAUUCUUCACACUUGACAAUGGAAUUGUCCGACUUUUGCAAGGAAAAGCAAAUUGAAAUAAUUUGUCUUCCUCCGAAUGCCACUCACCUCGUCCAACCACUCGACACAGCAUUCUUUCAUCCAUUGAAAGGGAUGUUUAAACGCUGUGUUACAGAUUGGCGUCUGAGAAAUCAAGGGCAGGUAAUGAAGUCGCCGGAGUUUGGUAACGUUCUAGCAAGAGCUGUUAGCAUGCUCGAUGUCAAGAAGAUAGCUACCAACGGUUUCAGGGGAUGUGGGUUGGUUCCAUUUGAUUGCACAGCACUUAAUCAAGAUAAAAUAUUGAACAACUCUAAGAGUGCAAAUCAAAUCAUCACUUCAGGACUGGACUUCAAUCUCUUUGUGGCUGUGCUGGAAAGACGUCUUUCACCUCUUGUUCAACAGAAAUUUUUUGAAGACAGAGAAAAAUCAGAAUGGACAGGAGAUGUUGAGUACGCACAGCACUUUUAUUUCUGGCAAUACCUAAAAAAUCAGGUUGAGAUUGGGACCAUUCCAAACAUCCCAAAUAUUAGUGGCUUUGACGAAAGAUGUGAAGGCAAUCUGGACCCUCCUGAUUCUAUUAUGGGUACUGCAGGAGAGCAAAACUUUGAAAUCUUCCUACAAGAGCACCAUGAAAUUCAGACCCAGGAUGAUUCUGACUUUGUCUCCGGAGUUUCUCAUUUUGAAAUUGAACCCACUGAAAAUGGGCAAAUAGUUUCCUAGGCGCCAGGCAGCUUUGAGAAUAACACAGAAUCCAGCACAAUAAGUACAUCAAUAAGUCACACAGAUGAACCAAAAAAUGCAAAAGAUAUACUUAAAGAGUACUUCUUUUGUCCUGAAGAAAUUUCUCCAAAAGUUAAAGAGACAUCUUCUGUCAUUCCCAUCAACAUAGUGACAUCUGAGGAGUGGAGAAUAAUAAAAAAAGAAAAGCUUGAAGCAAAAAAACAACUGGAAGAACAAAAGAAAGCUAAUAAACAGGCAAGAGAGC
This is a messenger RNA of Phlebotomus papatasi, 1161 nucleotides long. RefSeq lists its product as uncharacterized. The coding region runs from base 18 to 896 and encodes 292 amino acids. The record is from RefSeq and is a predicted model, not a curated record. NCBI's taxonomy places the organism in Eukaryota, Metazoa, Arthropoda, Insecta, Diptera, Psychodidae. Gene Ontology annotation, molecular function: nucleic acid binding. The transcript is spliced from 2 exons.